GAGGGUUCAACGCACUGAAUAAGCAGUCACUCCAGGAGUCACACUGAUAUCCAUCACAUCUCUUUUUUUCCACGACUAGUAGAUGUGAGCAGUGUGCACAUAUUGACAGAUGAGAAUAUUUGGAAGAAGCCUCGCCAGACAAACUGAUUGAUUUUUUUUAGGGUGGAUAUCAGUUUGUUGGAAAACGGUCGGCUGGAGAACAAGUGUUGCCAUGGAAACUAUUUUGCUCUUCCUCUCUUCACUCCUGGUGUGUGUGGCUGCCGUAUCAGACCCCAGUGCACAGGAUGGCAAGGAGACAGUUGAAGACCCAUUUGUUUAUAACUAUGAGAGCCUGAGGAUCGGGGGAUUGGCAUUUGCCGUGGUGCUGUUUACUCUGGGCAUCCUGCUCAUCCUCAGUCGACGAUGCCGCUGCAAUAUCAACCAGAAGCCCAGGGCUCCCGGAGACGAGGAGGCGCAGGAGGAGAACCUGAUUGUCUCCAAGGUUGCAGCGGCUGCCAAAGAGACUCCAGCAGAGAACUGAGGCAACUCCCCCGGACCGAGCUGCUUUCUGAAAGGACGAUCAGUUUCUAUUUGAUAUUAAACCACUCGAACAGUGAAGAAAAGGAUGAUUAUACAAACCGGUUAUUUGACAGGGUAGGAGGGGAGGUAUAUAUGUUUAGAGGUGUAAUAUGUACAUAAAUGUUGUACCCUGAAGACAAACCUGUUAUGCUCCGUUGUGACCGUGCUCUUGUCUGUUCCUGUGCCUUUCUGUGACUCACUCCAGUUCUUCGUCUUAGCCGGUAGCACCUUUGACA
This is a messenger RNA of Centropristis striata (black sea bass), 794 nucleotides long. It is a transcript of the gene fxyd6, whose product is annotated as FXYD domain containing ion transport regulator 6. Lineage: Eukaryota; Metazoa; Chordata; Actinopteri; Perciformes; Serranidae. Gene Ontology annotation, cellular component: membrane. The record is from RefSeq and is a predicted model, not a curated record. Gene Ontology annotation, biological process: regulation of sodium ion transmembrane transporter activity. Gene Ontology annotation, molecular function: sodium channel regulator activity. The coding region runs from base 212 to 520 and encodes 102 amino acids. The transcript is spliced from 8 exons.